Messenger RNA from Echinostoma caproni, 675 nucleotides. NCBI's taxonomy places the organism in Eukaryota, Metazoa, Platyhelminthes, Trematoda, Plagiorchiida, Echinostomatidae. The record is from the annotation of a GenBank genome assembly.
AUGGAUUCAGCUGCUGUUGUUCUUCCCAAUGAAGUCAUUAAUGCGUUGAACGCGACCACUCUGGAUCCACUGACAAACACGACUGCACAGCCAGAAGCACCUAAUUGUACUAAGGCCGUUCUAAAUGCCGUUAUUCCAAUUAUUUGUGUACUGGUAUUCAUGGGAACAGUUGUGAUCACCUAUUUUAUCGACGAUCCGGGUCUAAAGAAACUGAAAAGAUCCACAGAAAAGGUCGAAGUGAGCACCAUUCCGGAGGCCGAUCGGAACUACAUAAAUUAUCUGGCUGAGCAUAAAAUGGCUGAUCACGUGAAAGGUCACACGUUCUCGUCAUUCUCUCCCGGCUACACUCCGUACACGCUAGCGAUUGAAAACGAUCGAAGACAUCUACGACGUCGCGCGUGUUCCGAAUCGCAUACGGGUCGACGCAUGAGUGAUGCCAGUUCGGAAACACAGGUUAUACUAGAACACAUGCUUUUGACUAUCGGUUCUGGCAGCACGUAUACUUCACUACGCAACCGGGCCGGAUUCCACGUGCCAUUUAUCCAUCGUCGAAACAAAGACGAAACGAAACCCACAGAUCAUCCGGGUAAAGGCACGCGGAAUGAAGAGACCGACGUGGAUCAUGAGCAGGGAGAACCGAAAGAAGAAAACAGCACGCAACACAAUGAAUCCUAA